GAUUACAGGAAACAUUAUGCACAGGCAUUCAUAAACUCCUGAAGCAUUUUUCACAGCUGCAAGGACAUCAUGAAAAUGAAGAUUGCUACAAGAGUUGUUGUGUUAGUUAUUGGUGUUAUAGUUUUCAGUCUAGUCUACAUGUCACUUAGACAAGAAAAAGUUAAUGACAAAAGGUUACAAAAGCCAGAAGAUCUUGAGGUUCUUAGAAGACUGAAGAGAAUAGAAGAUCAAGUUUAUAAAAUAGCUAAAUUCAUAGAUGUCAAAAAUCAGCAAGUCAAAGAGCCUGUUGUGGAGCAGAAAAUUACAAAGAAAAUUGAGGUUAAGAAGUUGUAUCCAAAGUCGCCUCUAUUCCGUUCAUGGGGAGCUGAACUCACAGAAGAGGAACAGAUGGAAGCACAGAGACAGUUUCAGGAUUAUGGAUACAAUGUGUUCCUCAGUAACAGAUUACCAGUGAACAGAACAAUCCCUGAUACUCGAGACCACAGAUGUGCUGUGAAGAUCUACCCUAAGGACCUGCCGUCUAUUAGUGUGAUUCUGAUUUAUUUAAACGAGGCUCUGUCGAUCAUUAAAAGGGCAAUCCGCAGCAUCAUUGACAAAACACCUGCUCAUCUGCUAACAGAAAUCAUCCUGGUGGACGACUACAGCUUGAAUGAGGAUCUGCAGUUGCCUCUAGAUGAAUACAUUGGUCUAAUUAAUAAAGACAAACCUGGCUUAAUCAAGAAAGUGAGACACAAAAGGCAGAUGGGCCUUGCCAAGGCAAGAAUAUCAGGCUGGGAAGCGGCCACAGGCCAGGUGGUGGCUAUUCUGGAUGCCCACAUUGAGGUUCACAAGGAAUGGGCAGAGCCACUGCUUGCAAGAAUCAAAGCAGACAGAACAAUAGUGCUGUCGCCAGUGUUUGACAAAGUGCUUUUUGACACACUGGAGGUUGUUAAGUAUGGUCCUGCUGCUCAUGCGUUUGACUGGAACCUUUGGUGCAUGUACGAAUAUUUCCGGCCAGAAUGGUACAAACUUAACGACCCAUCAGAACCAGGGAAAAGUCCCUCAGUCAUGGGUAUCCUUGUCGCUGAUCGUCAAUUCCUGGGAGAAAUUGGAAUUUUGGAUGAAGGAAUGACAAUUUAUGGGGGUGAAAAUGUUGAACUAGGAAUACGUGUCUGGCUCUGUGGUGGGAGUAUUGAAGUGGUGCCAUGUUCAAAGAUUGCUCACAUUGAAAGAGCACAUAAGCCUUAUUCACCAGAUCUCAGCAAAGCCAUGAUUCGAAAUGCUCUGAGAGUGGCUGAAAUCUGGAUGGAUGAAUAUAAAUCUAAUGUGAAUAUUGCCUGGAAUCUUCCUCUAAAGGAUCAUGGGAUUGAUAUUGGUGAUGUGACUGAAAGAAAACAGUUACGAGAGAAACUCAAAUGUAAGCCUUUCAAAUGGUAUCUGGAAAAUGUUUAUCCUCAGCUAGAAAGCUGGGAAGAUAUAAUGGGUUAUGGUGCGUUGAAGAAUGAUUUUCAAGAUUACUGUAUUGAUCAAGGACCUGUUCCUGGAAGUGUACCUAUUCUGUUUGGGUGUCAUUACUAUAAGCCUCAGUAUUGUUACUACAAUCGUAAUGGAGAGAUCUACAUUGGAGGCAUCAAAUCUCACAAGUAUAACUCCAACCGUUGUCUAACGGAUUCCGGUAGUGGAAGCACACCAGGGUUACAUGACUGUAAAAAAGCCAAGGAGAAAGGACUGAGUAUUUACUGGGACUUCACUCAGGGAAAUGCAAUAAGAAAUAGAAAAACAAAACGAUGUCUUGAGAUCGGCCAAGGACAGGAUUCCUACUAUCAUCUCAUUUUGCAAACAUGCACAGGACAAAAUUGGACAAUACAACAUGUCAUCAAAGACUUUUAAAAGGAACUUUAACCGAAGUGAAAACAUUGUAAAACGAAUCAGUGUAAAAGAAACUGCAAAACAAACUGUGUUUAAAACUUUGAAUGUUAUACUCUUACUGUGAGGUCUAUGUCCUGUAACAAAUACCUUUUUAAUUUACGUUUCAAAAUCACAUUUUUGAAGUAUCAUCAAUUCAAAAUGUUGCUAAACAGUUACCUCAAAGACUGAUAAAACUAUUACAAUAUACAACACUGUGUUACAAAUGUCAGAUAAUAUAUAUAUAUAUAAACUUUUGAACGUUUUAAAACGCUUAACAUGAAAAAGCUUAACGUUGCUUAAUUUACUAAGACAGUGUUAUUAACAAACCAGUUAGUAAACACCAUACUAAUAAAGCAUACUAUGUACAGAAAAGCAGAUGAGCCCAUAAUAAUAUGAAUGCAACAUGUUUAAUUAAGCAUUUUUCUAAGCAUUUGUUUGUAUACAAGAAACCUGUCUAUAUGCAAAACUGGAAAACUGAAGAAUUUGCUGGACCUGGAGGAUUUUUCUGAAGAACAGAGCACAGUUUAACAAGCAGCACUGUAUAUAUAUAUAUAUAUAUUACAGUGUGAUAAAACCAAAUAUGAUAGGCCUAUAAAGAUUUAAAACAUACUGUAUCGGUGGAAUUUAUAGCGACUAGUGAGCAAAGGUUUAUGGACUUGCAGUAAUAAAAAAGGUCACAGGGUUAAAGCAGAAGUUUUGAACUGUGUUUCAUCACCUGUAUAAGUUCAAAUCUAUAAUAGAAAUGGUGUGUGUGGUUUGUUUUAUUUCAGCCAUUCCGUUUAACCCCUUCAGACCUGAAUUAUGUUCCACUGAGCAAACAUUUUUAUCCACUUGAUAUUUGCUCUUCUUUAAUGUAUAAAUGAGUCCAAAAAAAAAAGAUUUGUGCAAACAAAUUUUUUUAUUAGAUUUUUUUCAUGUCCACUACAAUGGACAUCAGAGCUGAAGCAACAAAAAAUUGUCAUAUUUUAACCAUACUUGAUAGAGUUCUAGAGUUCAAACACAAUAUGUGAACUAUAGCAUUGAAAAUUUUGAAAAUAACACAUGCUGUAACAAAAGAGCAAUAAGAAUGUAGAGAAAAUGUAAGAUGAUAAGAUGAAUUCUCAAAAAACUUGUUUUAUUAUUUUUGUUUGCAGUGUGAAUAUAUGGGAAUAUGUGUGUGUGUACUUGCUGG
Megalobrama amblycephala (Wuchang bream) is the source of this 3058-nucleotide messenger RNA. Its product is annotated as probable polypeptide N-acetylgalactosaminyltransferase 8. Gene Ontology annotation, cellular component: Golgi apparatus. The transcript has 11 exons. NCBI's taxonomy places the organism in Eukaryota, Metazoa, Chordata, Actinopteri, Cypriniformes, Xenocyprididae. The coding region runs from base 70 to 1869 and encodes 599 amino acids. The record is from RefSeq and is a predicted model, not a curated record.